GGACUCGACAUUCCUGCUUCAGCAACAGAGGACAAAAGCCAUGUUGUAAUGGAUAAGCAACACAAGUAGGAAACACAGAUGUGGACUACAUGUUUCCAAAGAAGAGUUGAGCUUGCUGAAGAUCUCUGUCAGAUAUUGGAAAUGUAUGAUGUUAAGAGGAACUGGUAACAUCUAAACAUAACAAACCAAACAGGCAAACCCUUGUGCCAUCACUACCACCCCAUUUUACACAAAGGGAGGCCAAUGUACAUGGAUUCCAAGAAGGCUAAAAAGAAAAAGAGCUGAUUAGACCUCAGAUUGCCCACUAAACGGGAUGACGGCCACAGCUGCAGUGGAAACACCAAAAAUGAAGAAGAAUGCCUCCAAGGAAGAGAAGCAGCAGCCUAAGCAAGAGAACACAGAGCAGCAUAAUGCUGAUUCUGAAGAGUUGAACUCUGAGAGUGACCCUGAACAGAUGAGCCUUAAAAGCAGCAGUAAUGACAACAGCUGCCAACCUGGAGAUGUUCAGUUGAAGAAAAAGGAUAUUCCCUCUAAGCCACACCGCCAGCUUUGUAGAUCACCCUGCCUAGAUCAUCCAAGCUUCUCCCAGAGUAGCAUUCUACAGGAUGGGAAGCUUGACUUGGAAAAAGAAUACCAAACCAAGAUGGAUUUUGCUUUAAAGCUGGGCUAUGCAGAGGAACAGAUUCAAUUAGUACUGAAUAAGCUGGGUCCAGAAUCGCUUAUUAAUGAUGUACUGGCAGAACUUGUCAGACUUGGAAACAAAGGUGAUUUGGAAGGGCAAGUCAACUUGAGUUUGUUAGUGCCUCGGGGUCCCAGCUCCAGAGAAGUUGCAAGCCCUGAACUGUCUCUUGAAGAUGAAAUAGACAACAGUGACAAUUUGAGACCAGUUGUCAUAGAUGGAAGUAAUGUGGCAAUGAGCCAUGGGAAUAAAGAAGAGUUCUCCUGCAGAGGAAUACAACUUGCUGUGGAAUGGUUUCUAGAUAAAGGCCAUAAAGACAUUACUGUAUUUGUGCCUGCGUGGAGAAAGGAGCAAUCCCGCCCUGAUGCACCAAUUACAGAUCAAGAUAUCCUACGUAAACUGGAGAAGGAAAAGAUUCUUGUCUUCACACCAUCCAGAAGGGUCCAGGGCAGGAGAGUUGUUUGCUAUGAUGACCGGUUCAUAGUCAAACUGGCUUUUGAUUCUGAUGGCAUCAUUGUAUCCAAUGAUAACUACCGAGACCUUCAAAUUGAAAAGCCAGAAUGGAAGAAGUUUAUAGAGGAGCGGUUGCUGAUGUAUUCUUUUGUGAAUGACAAAUUUAUGCCUCCAGAUGAUCCUUUAGGACGCCAUGGCCCAAGCCUUGAAAACUUCUUAAGAAAGAGACCCGUUGUCCCUGAACACAAGAAGCAACCAUGCCCUUAUGGCAAAAAAUGCACCUACGGCCACAAGUGCAAAUACUACCAUCCGGAGCGGGCCAACCAACCGCAGCGUUCGGUGGCUGAUGAGCUCCGCAUCAGUGCCAAACUGUCCACAGUGAAAACCAUGAGUGAAGGCACCCUGGCCAAGUGUGGCACAGGGCUGUCUAGUACCAAAGGUGACAUAACCUCAGAAGUCAAACGUGUGGCCCCCAAGCGCCAAUCGGAUCCCAGCAUCCGUUCCGUGGCUGUGGAGCCUGAGGAAUGGCUGUCCAUUGCCCGUAAGCCUGAGGCCAGCUCUGUCCCCUCACUUGUGACUGCUCUAAGUGUCCCCACAAUCCCACCCGCCAAAAGCCAUGCAGUGGGUGCACUCAACACCCGUUCAGCCAGCAGCCCAGUGCCAGGAUCCUCUCAUUUCUCCCACCAGAAGUCCUCACUGGAGCACAUGACCAGCAUGCAGUACCCCCCGAUCCUGGUUACCAAUAGCCAUGGGACCCCUAUUAGCUACUCUGAGCAAUACCCAAAGUUUGAGUCCUUGGGGGACCACGGCUACUAUUCAAUGUUAGGUGACUUCUCCAAAUUGAACAUCAACAGCAUGCAUAAUAGAGAGUACUACAUGGCUGAAACAGACCGGGGGUUGUACGCCCGGAAUCCCAACCUCUGUCCUGACAAUCGUAUGAGCCAUAGCAGGAACGACAGCUAUUCCUCUUACAACAACCUGUAUUUGGCUGUAGCUGAUACUCAUCCUGAAGGUAGUUUGAAGCUGCAUCGCUCAGCAUCUCAGAACCAUCUUCAGCCUUUUCCUCAUGGUUACCAUGAAGCCUUAACGCGAGUGCAGAGCUAUGGCCCAGAGGACUCUAAGCAAGCCCCCAACAAACAAUCAGUCCCCCACUUAGUUCUACAUGCCCAGCACCCGACAACUGGAGCACACUCCAGCUGUCCUGGGGACUAUCCCAUGCCUCCCAAUAUCCAUCCUGGGGCAACUCCCCAGCCAGGACGUGCCCUGGUGAUGACUCGGAUGGACAGCAUUUCUGAUUCCCGUCUGUAUGAGAGCAACCCCAUGAGGCAAAGACGCCCUCCUCUGUGCCGGGAACAACAUGCCAGCUGGGACCCACUGCCCUGUGCAACUGACUCCUAUGGCUACCACUCCUAUCCCUUGAGUAACAGCCUCAUGCAACCAUGCUAUGAGCCAGUCAUGGUACGGAGCGUGCCUGAAAAGAUGGAGCAGCUUUGGAUGAAUCCUUGGGUUGGAAUGUGCAAUGAUUCCAGGGAGCAUAUGAUCCCAGAGCACCAGUAUCAGACCUACAAGAACCUCUGCAAUAUUUUCCCUUCAAACAUCGUCCUUGCAGUGAUGGAGAAGAAUCCCCACACAGCAGAUGCCCAGCAACUAGCAGCCUUGAUUGUUUCUAAGCUUAGGGCUGCACGUUGACAUGACAUAGGACUUAUUUCAUUUUACAAAUAUAAAUAUGAAUACCAAUAAUGCACUAAUACUAUGAUAAUAGUAACUAAUAAUUUUGUGUUACACUUUACAAGUUACAGAGUGUUUAUGUCAUUGAUGUGCAUAACAACCCUGUGAGGUAAGUCUUACUAAUGUCUUGCUUUCUAGACAAGGAAACUGAAGCUCAGUGAGAUUAGGUGACUUGCCGAGGUCACACUGCUAGCAAGUGACCAAGUAAAGACUCACACCCAAGUCCUCUGACUCCAAGUCCUAUGCCCUUUUACACUGCACCAUGCAGGUAAUGGAGGACAAAACCCAGGGGAAAGGUCCAAAUGCAAGAAACUCCAAGGGAUUCCAUUACCAACUGUUUUCUUAGUCACAUAUUCUAUAUUACAAAGUAUCGAUGAUAUAUCUAAUUUUAGAGAGCAAGAGCAUCAGGAUCAAUCCAUGUUGAAUUAACCUUUUAGGAUUUUUAAUAGGAAUAUUUAAAGGUAUUUAAAAGUAAAUGCAUACUUUAUUGCAUGGAUAUCUGACCAUUCAAUACCUUUAUUAACCGAGCUAUAGGGUCACAUCGAAGCUUCUAGAGCUAUAUUUCAAACUUAUUGUUAGCAAUUAUAUUGCAUGUAUGACUGUAUGUAUUUGUUUGAGAGGUGUGUGUGUAUAUCUCUAUAUAACCUUUUAUAUAGUGAUGAUAAAAAGACAGGCUCUGCACAGCCCUUAGUCUACAGCUGUGUAGAUCACAAAUCAGACUUGAU
Orcinus orca (killer whale) is the source of this 3585-nucleotide messenger RNA. It is a transcript of the gene ZC3H12B, whose product is annotated as zinc finger CCCH-type containing 12B. NCBI's taxonomy places the organism in Eukaryota, Metazoa, Chordata, Mammalia, Artiodactyla, Delphinidae. Bases 314 to 2821 code for a protein of 835 amino acids. The transcript is spliced from 6 exons. Gene Ontology annotation, cellular component: nucleus; cytoplasmic ribonucleoprotein granule. The record is from RefSeq and is a predicted model, not a curated record. Gene Ontology annotation, molecular function: mRNA binding; RNA endonuclease activity; metal ion binding.